CAGAACAGAGCUUUAGUCUGAAAGUCGUCAAGUGUGGCACGCUAUGUUUACUCGAUGGUGUGUUGUUACCUUCGUGGUCAUGUACUUCGGAAGAAGUGACUGUUAAAGGGGCAAUAGCACAUUGGAAUAUUACAUAUAACCCAUUAUAUGAUAGCUGUAGCAGUUGUGAAUCAAGCGGUUGUUGGUGUGGGUACAAUGUUUCCGAUGAAGGGAAGUUCCUUUGUUUCUGCGAGGAUGCAACCCAUCCAAAUCAAUGCCCAGUCCCACAAGGUAUUUGGCUCAAAAUCUCUCUAUAUUUGCCUCUCAGUACCAAAAAUAAGUUUAGUUGCCUUACAAUUUGAAAACGGAAAAAUAUGAAAGUGCUUUAUCUAUCAGUUUGUUCAAUGAAUUUUAUUUUUCCGGUCUGAUUAGCAUUUACCAUAUUUAAGCAGGCAAGAGCUCAAAUCGUGGAAUAAUAACAGGUAAAGGCUAACAACCUUUUUGUGUAAGUUUUAAGAAAUCUUCUAAUUUUCUUUUAUGGUGGAAUCGCUGAUAUGCAUUAUUACGCAUCAAUACCAGGUAUAGCUAUUGGGGCAAGUGCUUUCAUAAUGAUAGUAGCACUAUUUCUCAUAGUUGUUUAUCGAAAGGGGUCAUCCUACUUUAAAGGGAAUGAAACUUCUGUUGCAAUGGAACCUAUGAAUUCAGGGUCUAUUGGUAAAGUGGAGAAUUUUCUCCAAAGUUAUAUUCAUCAAAUGCCAACCAGAUAUUCAUUCUCUCAGCUAAAGAAGAUCACCAACAACUUUUCGGAUAAAUUGGGAGAAGGGGGAUUCGGUGUUGUUUAUAAAGGAAAGCUCCGUAGCGGUUUUUUGGUGGCCGUUAAACUUCUUGAUCAAUCAAGACAGAGUGAGGGCCAGUUCAUAAACGAGGUUGCAACUCUGGGAACCAUUCAUCAUUUUCAUUUGGUUCGCCUCAUGGGUUUUUGUUUUGAAGGAUUCAGAAGCGCGCUUGUAUAUGAGUACAUGGCCAAUGGAUCCCUAGAGAAGUUUAUAUUUCAAGGAAAAGAAGCAGAACAGAUGCUCAGUUGGGAUCAAUUGUACUCAAUUGCUUUGGGCGCAGCUCGUGGAAUUGCUUAUUUGCACCAAGAUUGUAGUAGGCGCAUCAUUCAUUUUGACAUCAAGCCUCACAAUAUACUACUGGAUGCAGAUUUCACACCCAAAGUAGCUGAUUUUGGUCUCGCUAAACUGUAUAAGAAGGAAGAGGACCAUGUAUCAAUUACGGCAACAAGAGGGACGCCAGGAUAUGUUGCGCCAGAGCUGUGGUCCAGAGAUUUGGGGCCUGUGACGGACAAAUCAGAUGUUUACAGUUUUGGAAUGGUAUUACUGGAGAUAGCCGGAAGGAGGAAGAACAUUGACGUGCAGGUGAGUCGUUCGAGUCAAUUGUAUUUUCCUGAAUGGGAGUUCAAAUUGAUAGAGAGUGGGGAGUUGGUGAAGAGGUUGAGAGAAAGAGGUAGAGGCGACAUGGAAGCGGAAGAUGAAGAGAAGUUAAGGAGAUUGGCGAAAGUAGGACUUUGGUGUAUUCAAUACAAUUCCAAUGACCGACCGUCAAUGAGCAGAGUCGUACAAAUGCUGGAAGGAAACGGUGAUGACGUAAGCAAUCCUCCAUUACCUUUCAACUCCUCCCCACCGCGUGAAGCACCGUUGUCAUCUUCCUCCGAAGAAUCUUCAUCCAUGCUAUAGAGUCCCGGAGAAGACUUCUACUCUAUCCAUCCAUCUAGGAAUGAGAUGAUGUGAGGAGCCAUCCUCAUUCCACGUAACUC
This is a messenger RNA of Cryptomeria japonica (Japanese cedar), 1795 nucleotides long. RefSeq names its product rust resistance kinase Lr10-like. The record is from RefSeq and is a predicted model, not a curated record. Gene Ontology annotation, biological process: protein phosphorylation. Gene Ontology annotation, molecular function: ATP binding; protein kinase activity. NCBI's taxonomy places the organism in Eukaryota, Viridiplantae, Streptophyta, Pinopsida, Cupressales, Cupressaceae. The coding region runs from base 534 to 1715 and encodes 393 amino acids. The transcript has a single exon.